Molecule: messenger RNA, 6365 nt
Organism: Orycteropus afer afer
Lineage: Eukaryota; Metazoa; Chordata; Mammalia; Tubulidentata; Orycteropodidae
Source: RefSeq, a predicted model, not a curated record
CUCUUAUGUAAGGACCUAAAAGGGAAAUAAAAUAUACAGGAUGAAAAGAUGGCAAUGUUGCCUCCCCCAGGACCACAGAGCUUUGUCCACUUCACAAAACAGUCUCUUACCCUCAUUGAACAACGCAUUGCUGAAGGAAAAGCAAAGGAUCCCAAAGAAGAAAAGAAGGAUGAUGAGGAAGAUAGCCCAAAGCCAAGCAGUGACUUGGAAGCUGGCAAACCACUGCCCUUCAUCUAUGGAGACAUUCCUCCAGGCAUGGUGUCGGAGCCGCUGGAGGACCUGGACCCAUACUAUGCAGACAAGAAAACUUUCAUAGUAUUGAACAAAGGAAAAGUAAUCUUCCGUUUCAAUGCCACACCUGCUUUGUACAUUUUAUCUCCUUUCAGUCCUCUAAGAAGAAUAUCCAUUAAGAUUUUAGUACACUCCUUAUUCAACAUGCUUAUCAUGUGCACUAUUCUGACAAACUGCAUAUUUAUGACCAUGAGUAACCCUCCUGAUUGGACCAAGAAUGUCGAGUACACUUUUACUGGAAUAUAUACUUUUGAAUCACUUAUAAAAAUCCUUGCAAGAGGCUUCUGUGUGGGAGAAUUCACCUUCCUUCGUGACCCAUGGAACUGGCUCGAUUUUAUCGUCAUUGUUUUUGCGUAUUUAACAGAAUUUGUAAACCUAGGCAAUGUUUCAGCUCUUCGAACUUUCAGAGUAUUGAGAGCUUUGAAAACUAUUUCUGUAAUUCCAGGCCUGAAAACGAUUGUAGGGGCCCUGAUCCAGUCGGUGAAGAAGCUCUCUGAUGUCAUGAUCCUGACUGUAUUCUGUCUCAGUGUGUUUGCUCUUAUUGGGCUGCAGCUCUUCAUGGGUAACCUGCGACAUAAAUGUGUGCGACAUCCACUAGAAGAUAAUUUAACUUUGGAAAACCUACUGGAUACCUUGGAAAGUGAAGAAGACUAUAGAAAAUAUUUUUAUUACUUGGAAGGAUCCAAAGAUGCUCUCCUUUGUGGUUUCAGUGGAGAUUCAGGUCAGUGUCCAGAAGGGUACAAAUGUGAUAAAAUUGGCAGAAACCCCGAUUAUGGAUACACAAGCUUUGACACUUUCAGUUGGGCCUUUUUAGCCUUGUUUCGUUUAAUGACCCAGGACUACUGGGAAAACCUUUACCAACAGACACUGCGCGCUGCUGGGAAAACCUACAUGAUCUUCUUUGUUGUGGUGAUUUUCCUGGGUUCCUUUUACCUCAUAAACUUGAUCCUGGCUGUGGUUGCUAUGGCUUAUGAGGAACAGAACCAGGCAAACAUUGAAGAAGCUAGGCAGAAAGAGUUGGAAUUUCAACAGAUGUUAGACCGACUUAAAAAAGAGCAAGAAGAAGCUGAGGCAAUAGCAGCAGCAGCAGCUGAAUAUACAAGUAUUGGUAGAAGCAGAAUUAUGGGCCUCUCAGAGAGUUCUUCUGAAACAUCCAAACUGAGUUCUAAGAGUGCUAAAGAACGAAGAAACAGGAGAAAGAAAAAGAAUCAAAAGAAGCUUUCCCAUGGGGAAGAAAAGGGAGAUGAUGAAAAACUAUCUAAAUCUGAAUCUGAAGAAAGUAUCAGGAGAAAAAGCUUACACCUUGCUGUUGAAGGGCCUAGACGAGCACGUGCAAAGAGAUUGUCUACCCCCAAUCAGUCACCACUCAGCAUGCGUGGCUCCUUAUUUUUUGGAAGGCGCAGCAGCAGAACAAGUCUUUUUAGUUUCAAGGGUCGAGGAAAAGAUAUAGGAUCUGAGACUGAUUUUGCUGAUGAUGAGCACAGCAUUUUCGGAGACAAUGAAAGCAGAAGGGGCUCCCUGUUCGUGCCCUACAGACCAAGGGAGCGGCGCAGCAGUAACAUCAGUCAAGCCAGUAGGUCCCCCCCAAUGCUGCCGGUGAAUGGGAAGAUGCACAGUGCCGUGGACUGCAAUGGUGUGGUCUCCCUGGUUGAUGGACCCUCAGCCCUCAUGCUCCCCAAUGGACAGCUUCUGCCAGAGGUUACAACCAAUCAAAUACACAAGAAAAGACGGUCCAGUUCUUAUCUCCUUUCUGAGGAUAUGUUGAAUGAUCCCAAUCUCAGACAAAGAGCAAUGAGUAGAGCCAGUGUAUUAACAAACACUGUGGAAGAACUUGAAGAAUCCAGACAAAAAUGCCCACCUUGGUGGUACAGAUUUGCACACACUUUCUUGAUCUGGAAUUGUUCUCCUUAUUGGAUAAAAUUUAAAAAGUUGAUCCAUUUUAUUGUAAUGGAUCCUUUCGUAGAUCUUGCUAUCACCAUAUGCAUAGUUUUGAAUACAUUAUUUAUGGCUAUGGAGCAUCACCCAAUGACUGAUGAAUUCAAAAACGUGCUCACUGUGGGAAAUUUAGUCUUUACUGGGAUCUUUGCAGCUGAAAUGGUUUUAAAACUAAUUGCCAUGGAUCCAUAUGAGUAUUUCCAAGUAGGCUGGAAUAUAUUUGACAGCCUUAUCGUGACUUUAAGUUUAGUGGAGCUUUUUCUAACAGAUGUGGAAGGAUUGUCAGUUCUGCGAUCAUUCAGAUUGCUCCGUGUUUUCAAGUUAGCAAAAUCCUGGCCAACAUUGAACAUGCUGAUAAAGAUAAUUGGUAACUCAGUGGGGGCUCUGGGUAACCUCACUUUGGUGCUGGCCAUCAUCGUCUUCAUUUUUGCUGUGGUUGGUAUGCAGCUCUUUGGUAAAAGCUAUAAAGAUUGUGUCUGCAAGAUCUCCAGCGACUGUGAACUCCCGCGUUGGCACAUGAGUGACUUCUUCCACUCCUUCCUGAUUGUGUUCCGCGUGCUGUGUGGAGAGUGGAUAGAGACCAUGUGGGACUGUAUGGAGGUUGCUGGCCAAGCCAUGUGCCUUAUUGUUUACAUGAUGGUGAUGGUGAUUGGAAACCUAGUGGUCCUGAACCUAUUUCUGGCUUUAUUAUUGAGUUCAUUUAGCUCAGACAAUCUUACAGCAAUUGAGGAAGACACAGAUGCAAACAACCUCCAGAUUGCAGUGGCCAGGAUUAAGAAGGGGAUAAAUUAUGUGAAACAAACUUUACAUGAGUUUAUUCUAAAAGCAUUUUCCAAAAAGCCUAAGAUUUCCAGCGAUGUAAGACAAACAGAAGAUCUAAAUGGUAAAAAGGAAAACUAUAUUUCUACCCGCACAAUUGCUGAAAUGAGCAAAGAUCUCAAUUUCCACAAAGAAAAAGAUAAAGCCAGUGGUUUUGGAAGCAGCAUGGACAAAUACCUCAUGGAAGAAAGUGACUGUCAAUCAUUUAUUCAUAACCCCAGCCUCACAGUGACGGUGCCAAUUGCACCUGGGGAAUCUGAUUUGGAAAAUAUGAAUACCGAAGAACUUAGCAGUGAUUCAGAGAGUGAAUACAGCAAAGGGAGAUUGAACCAAUCAAGUUCUUCUGAGUGCAGCACAGUUGAUAACCCUGUGCCAGGAGAAGGAGAAGAAGCAGAGGCUGAACCCAUAAAUUCAGAUGAACCAGAAGCCUGUUUCACAGACGGUUGUGUACGGAGGUUCCCAUGCUGCCAAGUUAACAUAGAGUCAGGGAAAGGAAAAAUCUGGUGGAACAUAAGAAAAACAUGUUACAAGAUAGUUGAACACAAUUGGUUUGAAAGCUUUAUUGUUCUCAUGAUCCUGCUCAGCAGUGGUGCUCUGGCUUUUGAAGAUAUAUAUAUUGAAAAGAAAAAGACCAUUAAGAUUAUUCUGGAGUAUGCUGACAAGAUAUUCACUUAUGUCUUCAUUCUGGAAAUGCUUCUAAAAUGGGUAGCAUACGGUUACAAAACUUAUUUCACCAAUGCCUGGUGUUGGCUGGAUUUUUUAAUUGUUGAUGUUUCUUUGGUUACUUUAGUAGCAAGCACUCUUGGCUACUCAGAUCUUGGCCCCAUUAAAUCCCUCCGGACACUAAGAGCCUUAAGACCUCUAAGAGCCUUAUCCAGAUUUGAAGGAAUGAGGGUGGUUGUGAAUGCACUCAUAGGAGCAAUUCCUUCCAUCAUGAAUGUGCUACUUGUAUGUCUUAUAUUCUGGCUAAUAUUUAGCAUCAUGGGAGUGAAUUUGUUUGCUGGCAAGUUCUAUGAGUGUGUUAAUACUACAGAUGGGUCACGGAUUCCCUCAAGUGAAGUCGAAAAUCGUUCCGAGUGUUUUGCCCUUAUGAAUGUUAGUCAAAAUGUGCGAUGGAAAAACCUGAAAGUGAAUUUUGAUAAUGUCGGACUUGGUUACCUGUCUCUGCUUCAAGUUGCAACAUUUAAAGGAUGGAUGGAUAUCAUGUACGCAGCUGUUGAUUCUGUUAAUGUAGACAAGCAGCCCAAGUAUGAAUACAGCCUCUACAUGUAUAUGUAUUUUGUCAUCUUUAUCAUCUUUGGAUCAUUCUUCACUUUGAACCUGUUCAUUGGUGUCAUCAUUGAUAAUUUCAACCAACAGAAAAAGAAGCUUGGAGGUCAAGACAUCUUUAUGACAGAAGAACAGAAGAAAUAUUAUAAUGCAAUGAAAAAGCUGGGAUCCAAGAAACCACAAAAGCCAAUUCCCCGGCCAGGGAACAUAUUCCAAGGAUGUAUUUUUGACCUAGUAACAAACCAAGCUUUCGAUAUUACCAUCAUGGUUCUUAUUUGCCUUAACAUGGUAACGAUGAUGGUAGAAAAAGAAGGCCAGAGUAAAUACAUGACUGACGUUUUACAAUGGAUAAAUGUGGUUUUUAUUAUACUUUUCACUGGAGAAUGUGUGCUGAAACUGAUCUCUCUCAGACACUACUACUUCACUGUAGGAUGGAACAUUUUUGAUUUUGUGGUUGUGAUUCUCUCCAUUGUAGGAAUGUUUCUGGCUGAAUUAAUAGAAAAGUAUUUUGUGUCCCCUACCCUGUUCCGAGUGAUCCGACUCGCCAGGAUUGGCCGAAUCCUGCGUCUGAUCAAAGGAGCGAAGGGGAUCCGCACCUUGCUGUUCGCUUUGAUGAUGUCCCUCCCAGCAUUGUUCAACAUCGGCCUCCUGCUCUUCCUGGUCAUGUUCAUCUACGCCAUCUUUGGAAUGUCCAACUUUGCCUAUGUUAAAAAGGAAGCAGGUAUUAAUGACAUGUUCAACUUUGAGACCUUUGGCAACAGCAUGAUCUGCCUGUUCCAAAUUACCACCUCUGCUGGCUGGGAUGGACUGUUGGCACCUAUUCUCAACAGCGCACCACCAGACUGUGAUCCAAAGAAAGUUCAUCCUGGAAGUCCAGUUGAGGGAGACUGUGGCAGCCCAUCUGUAGGAAUAUUCUAUUUUGUCAGCUACAUCAUCAUAUCAUUCCUGGUUGUGGUGAACAUGUACAUUGCUGUCAUCCUGGAGAACUUCAGUGUUGCUACUGAAGAAAGUACUGAGCCCCUGAGUGAGGAUGACUUUGAGAUGUUUUAUGAGGUUUGGGAGAAAUUUGAUCCCGAUGCGACCCAGUUUAUAGAAUAUAGCAAACUCUCUGAUUUUGCAGCUGCCCUGGAUCCUCCUCUUCUCAUAGCGAAACCAAACAAAGUCCAGCUCAUUGCCAUGGAUCUGCCCAUGGUCAGUGGUGACCGGAUCCAUUGUCUUGACAUCUUAUUUGCUUUUACAAAGCGUGUUUUGGGUGAAGGCGGAGAGAUGGAUUCUCUUCGUUCACAAAUGGAAGAAAGGUUCAUGUCUGCGAAUCCUUCUAAAGUGUCCUAUGAACCCAUCACAACUACACUGAAACGAAAACAAGAGGAUGUAUCAGCUGCUGUCAUUCAGCGUGCUUAUAGACGCUACCGUUUACGGCAACAUGUUAAAAAUAUAUCAAGUAUAUAUAUAAAAGAUGGAGACAGAGAUGAUGAUUUUCCCAAUAAAGAAGAUAUGAUUUUUGAUAAUGUUAAUGAAAGCUCAAGCCCAGGAAAAACAAAUGAGACCCCAUCUACUGUCUCUCCACCUUCAUAUGAUAGUGUAACAAAGCCAGACAAAGAGAAAUAUGAAAAAGACAAAACAGAAAAAGAAGACCAAGGGAAAGAUGGCAAAGAAAGCAAAAAAUAAGGCUUCAUUGUUGAUAUAUUAUUAGUAUAGAUCAGCCAAUGAAGGUGAUCUAUUUGUGUUAAUAAGACUCUUUGAAGGAGGUCUAUGCCAAAUUCUUUUCACCAAAAUAUUCUCAAAGUCAAAGCAGUUACUAGCUCUGAUUCCUUAAGAUUGGUGGACAGCAUUGACAGAUGGCUAUUUUUGCAUUGGUAAGUGAUACUGUGAGAACUGUAACAGUUACUCUUUAUGGACUGAUUACAGCAAACAAGUGAUUUUUUUUUUUUUUUUUUUUUGGCUUUUAAUAAAUCAGAAGACAAUGUAGAAAAUUUUCACAUCUGCCUUGUCAUCUUUUCAUAUGUUGAAUCAUUUUUUUUCCAAUGUAAAUACAAACAUCCACACAUACA